Molecule: messenger RNA, 1835 nt
Organism: Oppia nitens
Lineage: Eukaryota; Metazoa; Arthropoda; Arachnida; Sarcoptiformes; Oppiidae
Product: kelch-like protein 5
Exons: 5
Coding region: 54-1835 (593 amino acids)
Molecular function (GO): protein binding
Source: RefSeq, a predicted model, not a curated record
AUAAUACAAUCGUCAACAAAAUUAAUUCUUAAAUUUGAUCACAAAAGUUAAAUAUGUCUUUAAAAGAUUUAUCAUCGACUAGUGGUAACCAAUUGACAGCACCGGUAGCCGAUUCGCCCGAUGCGACCACCACUGCGACAGCAUUCGAUUGGGAUGUAUUUGCCGACAGAGGAAAAGCUUUACGACAACUUCGGCAAACACGCGAAGCCAACGACGUAAUGAUAGUGACCAACGAUGACGGCGAAAAGUGCGUCCGUUUGCCAAUUGUGUCGACAUUGGGUCCACAGUUUACACAGAGUCAGGUGACGGCAAUGAAUGAGAGUAACGCCGAAACAGUACAACUACUGGACAAUGGAUCGGAAGUCAAGAAAAUUGGUGUCCAAGAUAUGGACAAACAGGUCUCGAAGUCCAUCAUAGAUAUGACAUUCGAGUCAACACUUUGUAUCAGCGACGACACAAUUUGGCCACUGAUUAGAGCUGCCAUUGACUAUGAAAUGACUGAUGUAUUGGACGCCAGUCUCUUGUUUUUGGCCACAAGACUCGACAAUUGUGUCCAAUAUUUUCAUUUAGGUAUUCAACACCAACACCGACUGUCAAACGCAGCGUUUAUUUUCAUUAAAGAAAACUCUUGUGAUGUGAUCUACAAGUGUAUUGAUUUACCAGAACUAUUGGCCGACGAGAUAACAGUACUGAUAGCCAACGUCCACAUGAAAUCCGAGCAAACAGUUUACGAAGCGAUCAUCCAUUGGAUCCAUUGGUCAGCUAAUGAACGAAGUGGUCAUCAAUUGCUAUCAAAUCUUCGUUACGCACGUCUAGAAAUAGUAUCAAUUAAGAAUACAGUGGCCAUCAUUGCUCUUAUCGUCGAAGAUCAAGACAGACAACAGUUAGUCAACAAAUUUGUCGACACUUUUCGUACAUUUACUAAAAAGAAAGACGGUUACGGUCUGUAUGUUGGCCUACAUCCCGAAGCCAUUAGGCCGCGCGUCCCGCACGAGAUUGCCAUAGUGUUUGGCGGCUGGCAGGAGGGCGUACCGUCAACUAUGCUCAAAGUUUACGAUAUUAGGACUAACCGAUGCUUUGACACAAAGAUAUCGCAUAACAGCCCCCGCGCUUAUCACGGAAUGCAAAUAAUCAAUGGCUUGGUUUACGUGAUCGGCGGCACCGACGGUAUCAACCUUUUGAAGACUGUCCAGUGUUUCGAUACCAUUACGAAGCGUCGGUAUGACAGACAAGAUAUGAAUGAAAAGCGCUGUUAUGUUAGUACUGUUGUAGUCGACGGUAAUAUCUAUGCAAUGGGCGGUCAUAAUGGCCAACAUCGGAUAAAGUCGUGCGAGAAAUACGAUCCGCAGACCAAAGUGAUCGACAACGCCGAGAAUAUGGGAACCGAUGUACACAUCCGAUACAUCACCGGAUCGAUGAAACUCUUAUAUCAGAUAAUAUUUAUUUUGUUUCAAUUCGUGACAACAACUCAAUCAUUUGAUAUAAAUAUAUCAUUUGAUAAGGACUUAGAAUUGACAGCAACUGGUGGUCUGAUUUUAUUUUUUAUCGGUCUAUGUUUCGUCGGUUGCUUCCUAACAGUCGUUUAUUGUCUCGACAAUCGGUACCGACUAAACAGGGGAAAACCAGUUCCGAUGUUACCACAACCACUACCAGUAGCGAAACCAAUACCUACACAAUCAGAGUUUAUAUGGCCUAACAAUGGUAACAUUUUUGUCAAAGAAAUUACAAGAAUUUCAAAAGAAGUAAAUCACAACCAAUCGAUCAAAUUUGACGACAAAAGCAAAGAAAUUGUCCGAUUUUGGCCCAAAAAACAGAACAGGUUCUAUAAUGGCUGA